Molecule: messenger RNA, 1912 nt
Organism: Trematosphaeria pertusa
Lineage: Eukaryota; Fungi; Ascomycota; Dothideomycetes; Pleosporales; Trematosphaeriaceae
Product: kinase subdomain-containing protein
Exons: 6
Coding region: 38-1735 (565 amino acids)
Cellular component (GO): mitochondrion
Source: RefSeq, a predicted model, not a curated record
UUUCCCUCUGCCACCUAGCACAUGCUGCUCCUUAAAUAUGUUAAAACCUAUCUACCGCUCCUGCCUGACCUCGCUACCCACUACGAUAACCCGGCGUGCCAUUUCAACUACUGCGAUGACCCAAACCACCCUGGCCACCACUUUGCAGGGAGACUCCAAACCCGCUUACAGUCGGUCUACCGGAUUGGAUCCAUUUACAUACACGAGCGGACACUGGCUCAAAAACGAUAAACUGCAACGGGAAGCGCGUCACAUCGAGUUCGACUUUGCGGCUCUGUGCAAAAAGGCAAUACAGGCAUGUCCUGGCGCUAAUAGAAUUGCCAGACAGGAGAAGAAGGAAGGCACCUACAACAGAGCCUUUCUUUUACAUAUGGACAAUGGUGCUACGGUUGUGGCAAGAGUCCCAUUCCGAGUCGCCGGUCCUAGAAGAUUGACGACUAAUUCUGAAGUAGCGACUAUGGCCUAUAUUCGUGCUCACACCUCCGUUCCUGUACCGAGAGUCAUUGACUGGAACGACGACCCUGCCAAUCCCACUGGCACUGAGUACAUAAUUAUGGAGCAUGCCUCGGGGGCCCAGCUACAUGAAAAAUGGAACAUGAUGAAUACACUUCAGCAAAUGCUGUGCGUCAAGUCCGCAGCCACGGUAGUAAAGGAGAUGGCAAAACUGCAGUUUCCGGCAUACGGAAGCUUGUACUUUGCCGAUGCCCCAAUCAAUCCAUCGUUAAAACUGGACUUGUCCAACGGAUUCUGCAUAGGCCCGCAUUGUGCGACCCAAUAUUGGUGCUUGGAACCCGGAGAAUCUCGCUAUUACGAUAGGAGGAAACCAAACCAGGGACCGUGGACAGAUGCGUUAUCUUAUUGUUCUGGCCUAAUAGACACGGGCUUUUCACGAAUACCUUCCACGGACCCCGCGGGCGGAACAUCUUCUAGUAGAAUCACCCAAGACCAUCUACAUCUAUUAGAAGUCAGCGAACAAGUUGUGAAAGAGGUCAUCAAGAGCCCGGUUAUUCAGAACGUCUCCGCACCAAUGCUCCUGCACCCCGACUUCCACAAAAGGAACAUUUUCGUAUCCAAUGACGACCCCACCCGCCUAACUGCUGUGAUUGACUGGCAAUCCGCUGGGGUCGAACCAGUGUUCUCUUUCGCGAACGAGACGCCGGAUAUGGUUGCCGAUCGUACAAUCGACAUGCCCCUUUUUGAAGACGAGCCGGACACGUCACCUAAUCAGACGCAGAGCUCACACGACAAAACACGCGAAAAGGAAAUCUCUAUCUGUGAGCAAACUUUCGAGGUUGCCUUGAAAGGUUGGGUGCCCAAGUUGCACGAUGCCCGGGCUCUUGACGAGACACUACUCAGGCCGAUACGAUACUGCCAUACAUCCUGGAGAGAUGGUGCAGCUGCGCUCCGUCAAGAACUCAUUGAAUUGUCUCAGCGUUGGAAUGAACUGGGGCUCCCGAAUUCAUGCCCCUACCAGCCAUCUCCGCAGGAGCUCAUUAGGCACGCGAAAGAGUGGGAGGAUUUCGAAACCUUUCAAAGCCUCAAACUGUUCCUCGUUCGCUCCAUCAAUUCGAACACCGACGGUUGGGUGCCCUCCGCAGCCUGGGAAGCAGCCAAAGACGCUAAUCAAUCGGUCUUUGAGGAAUGGAUGCAGACCGCGGCUCAAUCUGAGGACCCUGACGUGAACGAAGAUCGAGGGAGGAAGCUGUGGCCAUUUGACGUCAACAUUGACGGCUGAUGCCAAAGUGCCACACGUGCAUUCUUCCCAGGUAAAUAAUCGUUAGGAGGGUAAUCAGCCGAGAAUAAGCGAGUAGCAAUUCGCCAGCACUCAGAAUACGGAGUAAUCUGGUUCCAUUAGUACUUUGAAGCGGUCUUGGAUAUCGCUCGUCGCCGAUGUGUUUGCCAAUCAUAUAUU